AUGAUCCUGAAUGAGUCGCCGUCGAUGCAGGCGGCGGCGCCGCCAGCGGCGGCCGGCGCGGGCGCGGGAUCCGCGGAUGCAGGAGCUGCGGGAAUGGGCGGAGCGGGAUCUGCGGCGGCGGCGACGAUCGGACGGUCGCAAACGAUUCCAGAAGGGGGGGAGUUGGCGCCGACGGCGGAAGCAAACCGGAGAGGCGAGGCGGGAGCUGCGGCGGGCGGAGCGGCGGCGGGCGGCGGCGAGAGAAGACGACUGGUGAAAAUGGCAUCCGAAGGGAGCACACUUCUCAAACCGCUGAACUUUCUGGAGCGCAUUCGCUGGGCGAUCUUCCGCUCCAACAGCCGCGGCCGCGCCAAGGGCGCAAGGAGAUCCCGCCGCCACUCCGCGGAUGCCGCCGCCGCCGUGUCCUCCGCGCCUGCUGCUGCUGGCGCGGCGGGGAGGGGAAGCAGUGACGCGCGCGCGGGGGAGGAGGGAGGAGCGAGCGGAAUGGGCGCGGAGAGAGACGGGGGCGCAGGCGGAGGAGGAGCCGGAGGCGGAGCAAGUGUGAGUGACAGCGCCAUUUUUGUGGGGCGCGGACUGGAGGAGGCGGCAGCUAGGGCGCAGGGGGAAGGGGCGCGCGCUGGUGCUCUGGCGGAAGAGGCGGAGAAUGCUGUUGCUCCGCUUCCACAGACGAAAAUAGCCUUGGGAAUGGACGUCCGGAGCCUGUUCACCCCAGAAAGCGUGGAGGCCCUUGAAAAAGCAGUGGCAGCAGACGACAUCGCGUCCAUGAACCCUGUGCUGCUGCAGUGCCGCCACUCCAACCGCCCCUUCUACGCUGUUCUCCACCGCACCUCCGCUGCUGCUGACGAUUCUGACACCGCCAACUCCAGCACCAUAGACGGGGCAGGCGCGCCGCUCACCCACCGGCUGGCCCUCUCGGCAGUGAAGCGGCUGCAGAAGGUGGCGCCAGGGAAUAUCAGCGCGCUGUGCCAGGUGGUGGUGGAGGAGGUGAGAGAGUUGACUGGGACAUGCGGAAAAGGCGGCGGAAGGGAGGGGGAGGGGGAGGGGGAGGGGGAGGGGGAGGGGGAGGGGGAGGGGGAGGGGGAGGGGGAGGGGGGAGGGGGAGGGGGAGGGGGAGGGGGAGCGGGAGUGGGGAAGAAGGGAGGGGCGGAAGAAGGGAGGGAGGGGAGCGAGGCGGGGAAAGAGAGGGAGCAGCAGGGGGAGGAAGGGGAGCAAGGGAAGGGGGCGGACGGGGAAGAAGAGGAGGGGGAAGAAGAGGAGGGAGGCAUGGAGGCGAUCCUAGGCUCUCACUUCCCAGCAACGGACGUACCACAGGCCACGCGUCUGCUCUUCUUCCAGACGCGUUCGCGCAUGGUUGCCGACUGCCAGUCCCCCUCUAUACCCCUCCGCCAGCACCCCCUCUCCGCCCCGCACCCGCUCAAGCUCGGGGGGUCGACUCUGAGAGCGGUGGACCCGUGCCACGUGCAGUAUAUGUGCAAUAUGGGGAUCAGAGCAUCUUAUGUGCUUGCUAUUAUGGUGCCCACGCGCGGGGCGAACGCGCUGGGGCAGCCGGGGGGAGGAGGGGGCGGGGGCGGGCAUGGGGGGGGGGCGGCUGGCGGGGCGCAGUUUGCAAGGAGUCAGUCGGGGGGGAGCCAGCAGGGCGGAGGGGGAGGGGAAGGGGGGGGAGGGACGGGAAGGUUGGAUCAGCAGCAGCAGGGGAAGCAGGGUGUUGUUCUUGCCCGGAGCACCAGUGCUUCUUCUGGAACGGGCUUGGGGGGUGGUGCUGGGGGGGACGCGGGGGGAGGGGGAGGGGGAGGGGGAGGGGGAGGAGGGGGAGGGGGAGAUGGGUGGGACAUGCGGAGCUUCAAUCGCCCCUCCCCAUCCAUUUCCCCCUCCCAAACCCUUCCCACCUCCCCUUUCCAGGCAUUCGGGCUCCAGCUGUCAGUGGAGCUCAAGAUAGCCGCCCAGCUGCACGAGAAGCAGAUCCUUCAAAUCCAGUUUCUCCUCUGUGAUACUCUCCUCACCGACAACCCUGCGUUCGGCCUGCAACUCUCAGGGGAGCUCGAGAUAGCCACCCAACUCCACGAGAAACGGAUUCUCCAGAUCCAGUCCCUCCUGUGCGACACGCUGCUCACGGACAACCCCAUCCGAGCGCUCGUGUCCUCCGCCCCCAACAUCAUGGACCUCCUCCCCUGCGACGGGCAGAGGGGGUAUGACUUCCAAGGCGCCUCAAAUGUUCCCCAUCAUCCCUACCUCCCCCUCUCUCAACUCUCUCCUAUUAAUUCCUCCCUCCUCUCCCCCUUUCCCCCAACAUUUGGCCUCCAGCUGUCAGUGGAGUUGGAGAUCGCUGCCCAGCUCCACGAGAAACAGAUUCUCCAAAUUCAAUCUUUAUUGUGCAACACCCUACUCACGGACAAUCCCGUCCGUGCGCUCAUGUCCUCCGCGCCCAACAUCAUGGACCUCCUCCCCUGCGUUGCUGGAGGAGAUGCCUUCCAAGGCAAGGCGUUCGGCCUGCAGCUCUCAGUGGAGCUCGAGAUCGCUGCCCAGCUGCACGAGAAGCAGAUUCUCCAAAUCCAAUCUUUAUUGUGCGACACGCUGCUCACGGACAACCCCAUCCGAGCGCUCGUGUCCUCCGCGCCCAACAUCAUGGACCUCCUCCCCUGCGACGGCGCCGCCGUGCUCUUCCGCGGGGAGCUCUCCCGCCUCGGCGUCUGCCCUUCAGAAGACAUGAUCGGGGAGCUUGUGCGGUGGCUGCAGAGGGAACACUGCGGGUCCAGUGGGCUGAGCACGGAUAGCCUCAAGGGUGCUGGGUUCCCGUACGCGGAUACGCUUGGAGUGGACGUGUGUGGGAUGGUUGUCGUGUGCUUCUCUCCUGCCGACGAGCAGCAGCAGCAGCAGCAGCAGGAGCGGCAGCAGCAGCAGGGGAGGGAGGCUGCGUCGCCUGUCCCGCCUUCACCAUCCGGCAGCAGCACCAGCGGCGCUGGCGGCGGGAGCAGCUUCAGCGGCUUGAGCGGCGGCGGCGGUGGUGUGAGCAGUGUGAGCGGCAUCACGGGGGAUUACCUGUUCUGGUUCCGGUCGCACGUGGAGAAGUCGAUCAAGUGGAGCGGCGCGCGGCACAACCCCCUGGAUGUGGACGAUGCAAAGAAGCGCCACCCCCGCGCGUCCUUCAAGGCGUUCCUGGAGGUGGUGAAGCACCGCGCGCUGCCGUGGGCCGAUGUGGAGGUGGAUGCUGUUCACAGCCUGCAGGACCUGCUGUGCAAGUCGGUGCGGCGCAAGGAGAGCAUGGGGCGACUCAUCUCCAUGGGCAAACAGAACAACAGCGAGCUGGCAGUGGCAGCGGACGAGCUGGUCCGUCUGAUCGAGACGGCGUCUGCGCCGAUCCUGGCCGUUGAUCUGGAGGGCAACAUCACGGGGUGGAACGGCAAGGUGGCGGCCAUCACAGGGCUCUCCUUCUCCGACGCCAUCGGCCAAUCGCUGCUCGACACCUGUCUCGACCCGUCCUGUGUGGACAAGACGAGGACCGCGUUUGAACUCGCUCUGGCAGGCGAGGAGCAGCAGCAGCUGGAGCUGAAGCUCAAGCGGUGGGGGUCAGUUCCCCAGGGCAAGGGGCCUCCCACGCCCUACGCCAUCCUGCACGUGAACACGUUUGUGAGCCGCGACUCGGAGAAGAGCAUCGUGGGGGUGUGCUUCGUGGGGCAGGACGUGACGGAGGAGACAGCUGCCAGGACGCGAUUCGUGCGCAUACAGGGCGACUUCACCACCAUCAUCAACACACACAACUCCCUCAUGCCGCCCAUCUUUGCCACCAACGCAUCUGGCUUCUGCACCGAGUGGAACCCAGCCAUGGAGAGCAUCACGGGCCUCAAGCGCUCCCAGGUGCUGGGCUGCAUGCUCCCAGGAAUCAUCUUUGGCCGCAUGUGCCAGCUGGCGAACGAUGAUUCGCUCACGCGGCUGCUCAUCAUGCUGUCGCGGGCCAUGGCAGGGCAGGACGCUGGUGGCGAGGAGAAGACGCACUUUGCCUUCCACAAUGCCAAGGGUCGUAUGGUGGAGGUGCUGCUGACGGUGCAGCAGCGGCUGGGCGGCGAUGGGAGGGCAGCAGGGGCGUUUGGAUUCCUCCACGUGGCAAGCCCUGAGCUCAUGCAGGCGCUGGCCGUGCAGCAGAAGGCAGAGGGGUUAAUCGAGCGGCAUUCCAAGCAACUCGCCUACGUGAGGCAGGCCAUGGCAGGGGCAGUGCACGGCAUGGUGCAUGCACGCUCCCUGCUGCACCGCUCCCUCCUCGACGCCUCCCCGCUCUCGCCCUCCGCUCACGCCGCCCCGUCUGCCGCCGCCCCGGGCGGCAAGGUUUGGCAGUUUAUGGAGGCGAUGGCAAGGUGCGACGCGCAGCUGAUGCGCCUGCUGCACACUCAGAUGGAUCCGCUGGGCGGCGGAGAGGGCGGCGGUGGUGGGGCUGAUGCUGCUGUGUUCUCGCACCCCAGCAUGCUGCCAUUCACGCCCUCAGCGCCUUUCACAAUGGCAUCACUCAUCAACACAGCCGUCUGCCAAGCCAUGCAGCACGCCAUUCGCCGCUCCAUCGACCUGACCUAUGACGCGCUGCCAGAUGUCGCCUCCACGCGCCUCGUGGGCAACCAGCUGCUGCUGCAGCAGGUGCUGGGCGGCAUCACUGUAGCGGCCGUCAAGUCCACCCCGUCGGGCGGCACCGUUCGUUUGCAGCUGGCGCCCAGCCCCAGCCGCAUGCUGGCAGUGGAGAUAGAGCUGCGGAUUAUCCAAUCAGGGCCGGGGAUUGAGGACGCCAUAAUCCAGCACAUGUUUGGCCUUGCCUCGUGCCCUGAGGAUUCACCUGAGGCGUCGUACCAGGCGCAUGCGCUCGUCUCGUACCGCUCGCUGCUGCGCCAGAUGCACGGCGAUGUGCACUACCUGCGGCAGCCCAACAAGUGCUACUUCCAGAUGCACGGCGAUGUGCACUACCUGCAGCAGCCCAAUAAGUGCUACUUCCAGGUGUCACUAGAGCUGCCCUGUGCUCCACGUGCGUGGGAUGAGAUGAUGAAGCAAGUCAUGGAGCUCUGUACAGGCGGCGAGUUAUUCGAUCAUAUUAUAGCGAGAAGACACUAUAGCGAGCGCGCAGCAGCGGAAGUGGUCCGUGUGAUUGUAUCGGUGGUGAGGUAUUGCCACGCCAACUACGUGAUUCACAGGGACUUAAAGCCCGAGAACUUUCUUGUAUCGAGCGAAGAGGAGGGCGCGCCGCUUAAAGCCGUCGACUUUGGACUGUCCGCGUUCUAUAGGCCAGGCCAUCUGCUGCACACAGUAGCGGGCAGCGCGUUCUACAUGGCGCCAGAGGUCAUCCGAGGCAGCUACGGCCCGGAGGCCGACCUGUGGAGCGUGGGGGUCGUUCUCUACAUCCUGCUCUCGGGAUCUCCGCCCUUCUGGGCAGAGACAAACGAAGGGAUAUUUGAGGAGAUUCUGUGGGGCCACGUGGACCAAUCAGAGGAGCCAUGGCCGCAGGUUUCAACAGAGGCGAAGCAGCUGGUGCUGAGUCUGCUGCAGCAGCAACCAGAGAGACGACCGACAGCAGCACAGCUCAUGGAGCAUCCGUGGGUGAGGGAGGGAGGCAUAGCGGCCGACACACCGCUAGCGCCGGCAGUCAUCACUCGGCUGAAGCGCUUUGCAGCCAUGAACCGACUCAAGCGCCUCACUCUUAAACUCAUCGCCUCGCACGUGUCUGACGCUGAGGCCAUGGGGUUGAGAGAGAUGUUUAAAGCCCUGGAUGGGGAUGGCAGUGGGACGAUUUCGUUGGCUGAGCUUCGGAAUGGGGUUGAGAGGCUCGGUGAUACCGUGCCUAAGGAGCAACUUCGGCAAAUGAUGGCAGCGGCUGACGUGGACAGCAGUGGCAGCAUUGACUAUAACGAGUUUGUGGCAGCUACCAUGCGAGUCAGCAGGGAGACCAGAGAGGCUCACCUGCAGCAGGCGUUUGCCCACUUUGACACCGAUGGCAAUGGAUUCAUCACAGGGGAUGAGUUGCGCGGUGCACUGGAGAAGGAAGCCGGGAGUGCUGGGGUUGGCGAGGCGGAGAUAAAGAGAAUAUUUGCUGACGUGGACGCUGAUCAGGUAAUGCAGGAGGCUGUGAGUGAUAAGAGGCAGUGA
Molecule: messenger RNA, 6114 nt
Organism: Closterium sp. NIES-65
Lineage: Eukaryota; Viridiplantae; Streptophyta; Zygnematophyceae; Desmidiales; Closteriaceae
Source: the annotation of a GenBank genome assembly